UUAGGAGGCGGCCCGGGCGGCAGCGGCGGCAGCUCGAGGAGGAGGGCGCAAAGUCCUUUUGUACGCAGAAAUAAGGAGCGACAUUGUAUUUUCUUCCACGGCUGAGAUGCUGCCCGUGGAGGAGCCCCGGUUCUUCCAGUGCCUGGGGUGGUGGUCCCCUGGGUGAGGGAGAGGGGGAGUGGCGCGACCCUCGGCAGGAACCGAACCUUUGCCACUGGAAAGAUAGGGGCUCUUGGAUGGUCUCGGACAUGGUUACUAUACCAUAUCCGCGGACUUUCGGGGACUCGAGGGUUUGUCCCUGCAUGUUAUCCACUUCACUGUGCCGUGAUGAUGUCCAUUGUUUCUCUCACCUGUUGUGCGUCGUUGCUGGUCCCAAAGUUUCUACAGUGCAUCUGUCUGACUGCUCUUCAGGACUUGAAGUUGUUUAAAAAUCUUAAUAUUUUCAGGGCUUCGAGUGGUGCUCCAGCCAGUUGGAGGAGCUGUUGUUUGGCCUCUAUCCCUUCCUUUAAAGCAUCAGAUUCGAAUAUAUUAAUUGCUUACCUUAGAGCUGGUGUCAGUGUGCUAAAGUCUUUCUGUGGUCAAAGUAAAAUGCACAUUUUCUUAGUGUGUAGAGGCAAUGUAGGGAAACUCUUAGAGUGAAAGGUAGUGUGAGUGAACCUGUCACCAGCUUUGUCCCGGACAUUAUCUACAGUUACAGUGAUCCUUUUCCCACUUCAUCUCUGCCCAACCUUGAAAAAAAAUUUCUUAUCCUUUGGCUGUGAACAUAUUUGAAAAGGCAUGCUGAUUUUUUGGUUUCUGGAAGGACUAUGAACUGUCAGCCUUUAGAAGCACACCCCCCCAGUCCUCUGGCCAGCAGGAAGUUAUUGCAUACUUCUGGUAUCUUUAGUAGAUCUUCAUGGAGGAACACGGAGUGACCCAAACUGAACACAUGGCUACGAUAGAAGCCCACGCAGUGGCCCAACAAGUACAGCAGGUCCAUGUGGCCACCUACACUGAACACAGUAUGCUGAGUGCUGAUGAAGAGUCACCUUCUUCUCAAGAAGACACCUCUUAUGAUGAUUCAGACAUACUCAACUCCACAGCAGCUGAUGAGGUCACGGCCCAUCUGGCCGCUGCAGGUCCUGUGGGAAUGGCCGCUGCUGCUGCUGUGGCAACAGGAAAGAAACGGAAACGGCCUCAUGUGUUUGAGUCUAAUCCAUCUAUCCGGAAGAGACAGCAAACACGUUUGCUUCGGAAACUUCGAGCAACAUUAGAUGAAUAUACUACUCGAGUGGGACAGCAAGCUAUUGUCCUCUGUAUCUCGCCCUCCAAACCCAACCCUGUCUUUAAAGUGUUUGGUGCAGCACCUCUGGAGAAUGUGGUGCGUAAGUACAAGAGCAUGAUCCUGGAAGACCUGGAGUCCGCCCUGGCAGAACACGCCCCUGUGCCACAGGAGGUUAACUCAGAGCUGCCGCCUCUCACCAUCGAUGGAAUUCCAGUCUCUGUGGACAAAAUGACCCAGGCCCAGCUUCGAGCAUUUAUUCCAGAGAUGCUCAAGUACUCCACAGGUCGGGGAAAACCAGGCUGGGGCAAAGAAAGCUGCAAGCCCAUCUGGUGGCCUGAAGAUAUCCCAUGGGCAAAUGUCCGAAGCGAUGUCCGCACAGAAGAGCAAAAGCAGAGGGUUUCAUGGACCCAAGCGCUACGGACCAUAGUUAAAAACUGUUACAAACAGCAUGGGCGGGAGGACCUUUUGUACGCUUUUGAGGAUCAGCAAACGCAAACACAGGCCACAACCACACACAGUAUAGCCCAUCUGGUACCAUCGCAGACCGUAGUCCAGACUUUUAGUAACCCUGACGGCACUGUCUCACUCAUCCAGGUUGGUACAGGGGCAACGGUAGCCACAUUGGCUGAUGCUUCAGAAUUGCCAACCACAGUCACUGUUGCCCAAGUGAAUUACUCUGCUGUGGCAGAUGGAGAGGUGGAACAAAACUGGGCCACGUUACAAGGAGGUGAGAUGACCAUCCAGACGACGCAAGCAUCCGAGGCCACCCAGGCGGUGGCGUCACUGGCAGAGGCCGCAGUGGCAGCUUCUCAGGAGAUGCAACAGGGAGCUACAGUCACCAUGGCACUCAACAGUGAAGCUGCUGCCCAUGCUGUCGCCACACUGGCCGAAGCCACCUUGCAAGGGGGGGGACAGAUCGUCCUGUCUGGGGAAACCGCAGCAGCCGUUGGAGCACUUACUGGAGUCCAAGAUGCUAAUGGGCUGGUCCAGAUCCCCGUGAGCAUGUACCAGACUGUGGUAACCAGCCUCGCCCAAGGCAACGGGCCGGUGCAGGUGGCCAUGGCCCCUGUGACCACCAGGAUAUCAGACAGCACAGUCACCAUGGACGGCCAGGCUGUGGAGGUGGUGACGUUGGAACAGUGACAUGCAGCCACACCACGGCCUUGUUUUCUAGUCUACUUCAGAAAUUUUUACACAUUUGCAGAGGUGCAAUCAAAUGGAAUUAAGUCUCUCGACUUUGGAAGAAAGUAUUGUUAACCCUUUUUUUAAAAAGGAAGAAAGAGGAUUUUGGAAUUGCAUUUUUUAAAGCACCACUCUUGAUUUCCUGGGAUUGGUGAAGGAAGAUACUGCGUGGUCAAUUUCACUGUCCCGAAAAAGCCAAAUUGUGGCAGGACUUCUUUCUGCGAAAAUAUGUGUAUACUUAAUGUGUGUAUGUGUGAGUGUGAAUAUAUGUAUAUGUGUACAUACGGAUUUACACAUUUACAUAUAUAUAAAGUAUAUAUAUAUGUACAUAUAUAUAUAUAUAUAUAUAUAUAUAUGAAACCCGCAUGGAAUUAUCUGUAUGAAAUUAAGGUGCGCUGUGGGAAAAAAAAUAAUUCACCCAGUUUAUUGGGUGUAGGGUACGUGGCCAGACACAGUCACCUGAUUUUUGUUCAUACCAGGGUCAUGCGUUGAGCUACUGACAAACUCAGGUGGAGGUGACCAUGGCCUUCACCAAAGCUGCCUCCCAGUGGCUACCCAGAACUCUCCCUGCUGGACUCGCCUGAGGAAGGAAGUUCCAGAACGGGCGGGGUCCAGAACUGUGCUUGUAAGGUCCAGGGGCCUCGUGGCUUGGCGGCCGAGACGCUCCUCGGGCUGGCCCCGGUGCCGACCUUGCCGCAGGCAGGUGGGUGUCCUUACGGCUCCCAGGCGGGGAUGGGGAGUGUUCUCAGCCUCCCUUCUCCUCCCCUUCCCAGGAAACCUCCUUGAUCUCGUGACUGUUAAAAUAUUGCUUUGGUUUUAAGGUCAGUCCUAAAUUGGUCGUAUAUAUGAACUGAGAGUAACAGAAGUAUUAAGGGUUUGAGGAGUGUG
Molecule: messenger RNA, 3334 nt
Organism: Pteronotus mesoamericanus
Lineage: Eukaryota; Metazoa; Chordata; Mammalia; Chiroptera; Mormoopidae
Gene: NRF1
Product: nuclear respiratory factor 1
Exons: 12
Coding region: 896-2407 (503 amino acids)
Biological process (GO): regulation of transcription by RNA polymerase II
Cellular component (GO): nucleus
Molecular function (GO): RNA polymerase II cis-regulatory region sequence-specific DNA binding; DNA-binding transcription factor activity, RNA polymerase II-specific
Source: RefSeq, a predicted model, not a curated record